Molecule: messenger RNA, 1638 nt
Organism: Mesocricetus auratus (golden hamster)
Lineage: Eukaryota; Metazoa; Chordata; Mammalia; Rodentia; Cricetidae
Gene: Lysmd1
Product: LysM domain containing 1
Exons: 3
Coding region: 16-693 (225 amino acids)
Source: RefSeq, a predicted model, not a curated record
UCUUGGCAUCUUGAGAUGGCUUCUCCCUCUAGACAGCCCCCACUUGGGGGGUCAGCGCUGUUGCAUGGGAGCCGCGCUCGUUCUUAUGGAAGCCUGGUCCAAUCAUCGUGCUCCCCGGUGAGGGAGAGACGCUUGGAGCAUCAGCUGGAGCCUGGAGACACCCUGGCUGGACUAGCACUCAAAUACGGGGUGACGAUGGAACAGAUUAAGCGUACAAAUCGCCUUUAUACUAACGACUCCAUCUUCCUGAAGAAAACGCUCUACAUCCCCAUCCUGACAGAGCCCAGAGACCUAUUUAAUGGCUUGGAUUCUGAGGAGGAAGAUGAUGGGGAGGAAGGGGUACAAGCAAGUAGGGAUGGCGUUGGUUCACAUUCAUCGAAGAAGAGUCAAGAGCCAGGUUCAGGCCGCGCCAACGGCGAAGCCCUUCCGCCUCACCAGGGAACCUCCACACCCACGCAUGACCUUUCUGCCUCCGAUUUCCUUAAGAAACUCGACUCACAGAUCAGCUUGUCCAAGAAGGCUGCUGCCCAGAAGCUGAGGAAAGGGGAAAGUGGGUUACCUGAGGAGGGUGCAGAGCUCCACCUCAGCUCCCCUAGGAUGCAGCAGCGAGCAGUCCUCGGUCCCGUGCCACUGACCCGGACCUCUCGGACCCAGACAUUGCGGGAUCAGGAAGAUGAAAUCUUCAAACUCUGAUCAGUUUCCAGAGCUGAUGAGAUGCAGGAUGCUGAAGGAGCAGCUGAGGGGAGAGGGGCCUGAGCUGAGGCUCGAGCAGAGCUUCCCAGACUGCCUCCCUCCUCUCCAGACAUCUUGCCCAGCCUUUUGGUCAAGACUUCCUCAGCUGGGGACACUUUCUGGCAAGAGCAGGGCAUGGGAACAGAGCUCUUCCCAGUUCUGAAUCUAGAGUUGUCCUUUAGAUUCAAAGGCUCCUUUACACCCUUGCUGUCCCUUUCACCAUUUCAGGGUUAGAGCAGGACAGCAGAGCCCCCCCCCGUUUCUAAUGAUGUUACCUAAUUUAUUUGGUGCUAUAUUGAAGUAAUAUUUAUUUGCUAGAUCUAACUCCUUCCUCCUCUUAACUGAGAAACGUGAUUUCUGUAUCACUGAAGAGAUGGGAACCCAGGGUGGUGAGUGGGGCUGGCUGCCUGUCUUUCCCACCUCCCUAGCCGAGCAUGUUACAGAGGCCAGGAGAGUCAGGGAAACCCACCCACUGUCUUUUCCCGCUCUCAAGGUAAAGGAUAGGGCUCGGUCAUAGCUGAGCAGUCCCUGUAACUCUCUACAGCCCUUGGCUCUGAGAAGAAGCCAUGGGGUAGGGCACUGACUGAGCCCUGCAGUCCUCACUUCCCCCUUCUUCCACUCUUCUGCUUGGCCUGUGGUGGGGUUCAGAGGAGGCAGCUGUGGAACAGGCCCCCAGCCUGCCUAUGCCUUGUUCCUCAUGGCAUAUUUAUCUGUAAUCUGUAGCCCCGAUCUGCCAUACAGUGGUGUCUUUUGUCCCUUAAGCUGAAGAAAGCAUGGCAGCUCAGUACUACUGGGAGUCUCCCAACUCCUGUUCAGGAAUGGGGAACGACGAGAUGAGUGUUGUUUCUAGACCCUUCUAUGUUGUCAAGUCUGAGUACGGAGCUAGAGAUUAAACAGUGAGCCCUG